Oppiella nova is the source of this 1337-nucleotide messenger RNA. The record is from the annotation of a GenBank genome assembly. Lineage: Eukaryota; Metazoa; Arthropoda; Arachnida; Sarcoptiformes; Oppiidae.
GAAAGUGUGGACAAAGUGGACGAUAAGAUAGUGAGAGUGGAUGAGCCCGUGUUGGCCACCAAUCCGUCCGCUUACGAGUCGUAUCUCUACAUAAUAGUCGGCUGCGCCAGUGGUCUCAUACUAGUGGUCGGAGUGUUGGCCCUCUCGUGUUAUUUCUAUUACGUGAGGCCCAGAAAGGAAAGACAGACACAGACUGCUGAUUUCACGGGAAGUCUAACAAACCUGUCGUCCACAAAGUCGGGCCAAAUCUACUUCCGAGUGGACACACCUAACAAUCUGACCAUUAAUAAGAACGCCAGUCAUUACUCGAGUUUCCGGGGCUUUCUCAACGCACCGCCCGUCUCCCUAUACCGGACUCUCUCAGUGCCCGCACACAUAAUGCACGCCAAACACAGCGCCGCCAACAGAUCCAGUGAUACGAUGAGUGACCGGACGAAUGAGUUGCCCAUUGAAAGGAGGAAACUAUUGCUGCAACAGAAGCUAAAUGAGGGGACGUUUGGCCAGAUCUAUAGCGGCCUAUUUGUCGCAGACUUUAACGAUAUGAGCGCUGAGUCCAAGAUUAUGAUUAAGACAGUGUCCGAUCAGGCGUCCAAACUGCAGAUCUCGCUCAUUAUGACUGAAGGGAUGAGGUUUUAUUCACUCAAACACCGGAACCUUCUGAGUCUUAUCGGCACCUGUACUGAUGACCCUAAGCGACCGCUACUCAUAUACCCGUAUAUGAAUGGCGGAAAUCUUAAGCACUUUCUCCAGACAUCGAGUUCUCAUAAAUACUCACUCGACGGCCAAAUCCACACAUUUCUGACUCAAGAUUUGGUCCAAAUGGCGCUUCAAAUCGUGUCGGCUAUCAUUUAUUUACACAAACGCCGUCUCAUUCAUCGCGAUUUGGCCACAAGAAACUGUUUCGUCCAGACUUCAGAUCAAAACUCAUUUCUAGUCAAAGUAGCAGAUCAUGCGCUCUCGAGGGAUUUAUUUCCAAACGAUUACCACUGUUUGGGUGAUAAUGAGAACAGACCUCUCAAAUGGUUAGCAUUAGAAAGUUUAGUGAAGAGAGAGUUCACGCAAUCCAGUGAUGUCUGGAGUUUUGGUGUCACUCUCUGGGAACUAAUGACAUUAGGACAGCAGCCAUACUUCGAAGUCGAUCCCUUCGAAAUGGCCGCCUAUUUGAGGGAUGGCUACCGACUCUUUCAGCCCAUCAACUGUCCCGACAGACUAUACGAUAUAAUGAUCUGUUGCUGGAAUGCCGUUCCCGAAGCGAGACCAACGUUCCCUCAAUUGCUCUCAUGUUUAGACGACUUUCACCAAACCCUCGGGAAAUACAUUUAAUUAACUAUUCAUUC